Scheffersomyces stipitis CBS 6054 is the source of this 1461-nucleotide messenger RNA. It is a transcript of the gene GNT1, whose product is annotated as glucose N-acetyltransferase. The record is from RefSeq and is a predicted model, not a curated record. Gene Ontology annotation, molecular function: glycosyltransferase activity. Lineage: Eukaryota; Fungi; Ascomycota; Pichiomycetes; Serinales; Debaryomycetaceae. Bases 1 to 1461 code for a protein of 486 amino acids. The transcript has a single exon.
AUGGUAAACUUUGGUGCUCUCAAGAGACAAGCCGUGCGGUAUCUACGUCGAAACUGGGAGUAUAAGGCUGCGGUUUUUGUCCUUUUAUACUAUCUCGUCUCUUACGUAGUAUUAGAGACUAGCCAUAGUAUACGAGAACGAGGAUUGAGCCAGAAACUCAGGGUGAUACCGAAUGAGGUUAUCAACUACUACGAUAGCACUACUCUUCUAGAUGAAGGCGACAGGAAAAAUGACAAGUUAGCAUAUAUGCAAUACGCUACUUCCUACGAACAUUUGAACUUGGCCAUUAUUAACUUUAUUAGCAUUCGUAAAUCAGACACCAAAGCCAAGGACUUGGUAGUACUUUACAGCGAUAUUUUGGCUCAUUCUGAUUCUGACACCUGGAACAAACUCUUGAUAAUUGCUAACAAUCAUGAUAUCACGUUGAAAGCAGUACCUUUGCUUGAAGCUAGCGGUGAUGAGUCUACGUGGUCUCUGUCAUUUACCAAGCUUCACGUCUUUAACCAAGUCGAGUAUGACAGAAUUGUGUACUUUGAUUCGGAUUCGAUGGUUAUAAAUGUUCCCCGCAGUGGAGAUGUUGAAAUCAGCCAUAUACACAACAACUACGGCAACUUGGACGAACUCUUCAAGUUGCCCAAACAUAUCACCUAUGCAUUACCCCAGGCGUUCUGGUUAAAUAAAGUUGUAGAGGAUAAGAAGCACACGAAGUUCAGAGGAAAAGUAGAAAUUCCGGAAAAGAAGAGAUAUAAUUUACGGAUGAAGAAACUUGUAAGUGACAUUUCGCGAGAAAGUUUACCAGAGAGGGCCUUCCAGUUGCUUCCGUCAUUGAUCUACGAACAGCACUUCUUUGAUAACCACGACGACUUCUUUGCUAAUCAUGUAAUGGUCAUCAAGCCCUCUAGACAGACGUUUAAUGAACUUAUGAGAUAUGUGUACAACCCCUGGUACUGGUAUAUUUUCUGUCGUUCUUCGUUGAGACAGAAGCAUGACUAUGACAUGGAGAUCAUGAACAAAUACUUGAACGACCAGCUUCUUUCUAGGAGAGAUGUUCAUGUUGGUAUAUUGCCCCAUAAAGUGUAUGGAGUUCUCACGGGAGAGUUCCGAGAACCAUGGCAUCGUAGGUUUGUAGUAGAACCACAGUAUUUGCCCUUUACAAAGAAGAAGUCCAACGACGGCUGGAAUGCGUUGGAUGUGUUCCAGAACGUGAAGUUGGUACAUUUCUCAGAUUCCCCUAUUCCCAAGCCAUGGGAGAAGAACGACUACCUGGCUUCUUAUAAUUCACUCAGAAUCUACUGUAGAGCAGGAGACCUAGUGAAGUACUUCAAGAUCGACGACAUUCACAAGCCAAGAAUGGUGGACGACUGUGACAGCGUGGAUAUAUGGAACUGGUAUCGUGAUGAAUUUGAGCGUGCUCGUGCCGGUAACUGGGUUGUACCUGAGGAGGUAGAAUAUGAAUGGUAA